GCUGUCCGUUGUUAUUCAACGCGGCUGUUACACACGUGGGCGUUUCCAGCAGAGAGCAGGGAGAGGACAGCAGAGCUGCAGUAAACACACGGAAAACACUGGAAAUUACAAUAAACAGAAAUGUCGACUGUAAAUUUAUCCAAAUUAGGCUCUAAUCUGCUGAAAAGCGCCGCUUCUGGAGAGAACGUGGAGCUGGGCUCUCUGUGGCGGGAUCAGACAGUGGUGCUCUUUUUCCUCCGGCGGUUUGGUUGCCAGAUCUGCCGCUGGAUGGCUGCGGAGGUCAGUAAGCUGGAGAAGGACCUGAAGGCUAAUGGAGUAGCUCUCAUAGGUGUAGGACCUGAAGAGAUGGGACUGAAAGAGUUUAAGGAAGGAGGUUUUCUGAAGGGAGAUAUUUACAUUGAUGAAAAGAAACAAUGCUACAAGGACCUCGGAUUCAAGAGAUAUAAUGCUAUAAAUGUGGUUCCUGCUGCAUUGGGGAAAAAAGUACGAGAAAUCUCCUCAAAGGCAAGUGCUGAAGGAAUUCAGGGCAACUUCAGUGGGGAUCUUUUACAAAGUGGGGGCAUGCUGAUUGUUGCUAAAGGUGGUGAGAAGGUCCUGCUGCACUUCAUCCAAGACACACCAGGAGACCAUGUACCGCUGGAGGACAUAACCAAAGCCCUGGGCAUCAGCGCCAGCGUUCAGGCUGGCGUGAGACCACAGUGCAACGAUGACGUCUGUACAAGAUGAAGAAUCGCCGCUGUUUUCAGGAGCCUACACUGCAACUUUUGUUUUUAAUUUUGACACCAAUCACUGUGUUACAGUUUUACAUGAAGUUUAUUAAUAAAUGUUUUAAUUUAUUGUGUAUCAUUUCACUUUCAGAGGAAAGUAAUCACACUGAUAUAUUACCGAUCAGUAAUUCACAACAAAAUAUCAUAUAUCAAUCCUGAUUUACAUGAUUUUGUCACAUUUUCAUGACAAUUGUUUUAUGAUCUAAAUUUAAAUCACUGUACUUCGCGGCUUUGACGUCUUUCAGGCUGAAUGGGAUUUUUAGCUGCUCAUUUAGACUCUGCAUGUGCCAGCUAAGUGAUUUUACACUUUACUCUGAGGUGUUUUUCCACCCUGUCUGCUGGAGAACUGAUACUUUUGGUUUCUUGCUGAUUGGUUGUCUUUAAUGUGGAGCAUCCUUAGGUUUGAGAAAGGUACUAAAUAAAGUGGUAAAAAAAAACUUUUGGUUCUUCAAUAAAAAAAUUUAAUCCAGCAAACUUAACAACACAGUUGCUAAAAAAAAAGAAUAAUAAUCUUUUAUCUCAUCAUGUGGGCCACUUAACCUCUUGAGACCCUGCAUCCUCAAAUGGGGACAUUACAUUUCUGUUUCUCCACCAUUUUUUCACCAUGUUACAUAAUUGUUUUUUGAAACGUUGACCCUUUGAUCUGUUAAGGAGAGACUGUCUGUACCAUCUAAAGGUCACAUGAAUCCAUCCCAGACAAAUGUUUCUACAGCCAGUUGAGACAGAAACAUUAAACUAGUUAAAUGACUUACUGUAGAAAGCUAAAAUUAUUCUUAAAAGUUUAUUAAUUAAACUACGAUCAAAAUAUGAGGACAUUAUUUUUUGCAUUGUUUUUUUAUACUCGAUAGAUCCUAAUAAUCCCAAUGAGCUAGAAUGCACAACAAGCAAAUGUCCAGGUCUCAGGAGGUUAAAUACUAUUUAUAUUGAAAAGACUGUUUGCUCUGUAUACUAAUACUAAUGCCUGCAGAUGUGGACUGUGAUUGUUAAAUAAAACUAAAACAGUUUUGCACUGUAGUCAAAAUAUUUUUCACUGUAAUAAAAUAUUAAAGUGACUUUUUUUUUUUCUUUU
This is a messenger RNA of Astyanax mexicanus (Mexican tetra), 1836 nucleotides long. RefSeq names its product peroxiredoxin like 2B (gene prxl2b). The transcript is spliced from 7 exons. NCBI's taxonomy places the organism in Eukaryota, Metazoa, Chordata, Actinopteri, Characiformes, Acestrorhamphidae. Bases 121 to 726 code for a protein of 201 amino acids. The record is from RefSeq and is a predicted model, not a curated record.